GCCUUGGGAGAGGCUGUGGGGCGGGCCCGGGGGCGGGCGCCCGGCGCUCUGGUCCCUCUGCGGCCCGUUCUCCGUUACUCGCUCUGCAGACCUAAGUUGUCCUGGGCGCUGAGCCGCGAGAGAUGUUCUUCAGAGCUGCCUGGAGCUUGGUGCUGAGGAAAACAGGACCUGGGAUUCGGGGGAUGCACAGCCCAGGAAGCGCCGCCCACAGCGAGGGGAAGAUGCCCCCCUACACCAGCUACCAUGCCCAGCGCACCUACCCCAUGCCCGAUGAGCCCUUCUGCACAGAGCUCAACGCUGAGCAGCGGGCCCUGAAGGAGAAGGAGAAGGGCAGCUGGACCCAGCUGAGCCAUGCCGAGAAGGUGGCCUUGUACCGCCUCCAGUUCCACGAGACCUUCGCAGAGAUGAACCGUCGCUCCAACGAGUGGAAGACAGUGAUGGGCUGUGUCUUCUUCUUUUUUGGAUUCACAGCUCUGCUGAUUUGGUGGCAGCGGGUCUAUGUGUUCCCAGAGAAGCCCAUCACCCUGACGGAUGAGUGGAAGGCCCAGCAGCUCCAGCGCAUCCUGGAUAUGAAGGGCAACCCUGUGCAAGGCCUGGCCUCCCGGUGGGACUAUGAGAAGAAGGAGUGGAAGAAGUGACCCGGCAUCCGGCCGCCCUCCCUGCAGCUCCACCCUGGCCUAGAGCCUAUGGAGGGCCCUUUCCUCUUCUUAACCCCAAUAAAGCCGGCCUGUUCUCUUUUG
Ailuropoda melanoleuca (giant panda) is the source of this 740-nucleotide messenger RNA. RefSeq names its product cytochrome c oxidase subunit 4I2 (gene COX4I2). The transcript has 5 exons. The record is from RefSeq and is a predicted model, not a curated record. Bases 123 to 638 code for a protein of 171 amino acids. Gene Ontology annotation, cellular component: respiratory chain complex IV. Gene Ontology annotation, biological process: mitochondrial electron transport, cytochrome c to oxygen. NCBI's taxonomy places the organism in Eukaryota, Metazoa, Chordata, Mammalia, Carnivora, Ursidae.